Messenger RNA from Colletotrichum karsti, 6849 nucleotides. Its product is annotated as mus7 mms22 family protein. Gene Ontology annotation, cellular component: nucleus; Cul8-RING ubiquitin ligase complex. The record is from RefSeq and is a predicted model, not a curated record. Gene Ontology annotation, biological process: double-strand break repair via homologous recombination; replication fork processing. Lineage: Eukaryota; Fungi; Ascomycota; Sordariomycetes; Glomerellales; Glomerellaceae. The transcript is spliced from 6 exons. Bases 1 to 6849 code for a protein of 2282 amino acids.
AUGGCGAACUGGAAAGAACUGGGCGAGGUCCCAGACUCGGACGACGAGCUCGACUUCGAUAGCCAGGAACUAGAUGGACCCUUGAAUGACGAAUUUCCCACGACAAGUCUCGACGAAGCCUUGCAGACGACGCAAGCCCCCGAAGACAGCGUCUGGGACGUUCCGGCAUCCUCGCAGGCGGUCCCAGACGCGUUUCCGAGUUCAGAGAUUCCUAUACUGAGCCAUGUGGAAACCAGACCUCCCGCCAGCGAGCCGGCGUCCUCGCCACUUUCUUCGGCACAAGAUGUCGACGAUCUCGCCGACAUUUUCGACCUGGACGAUCUCCCGACGGCCGCACCUCCUACGUCGAGGCAGACGUACACGAUCGACGGACGCGAUGACUCCCCCGACCCUCUCAUGGAAGACGACAGCAUAUCGACGAGUUAUGUGAAGAUCACGGCGGCCCCGCCAGAGUUCCCGGCCGAAAACAAUACCCAAAGCUUGCCUCCUCCUUCGAUCCCGAUGGCGAGUCCGCCCAGGGCCCCGUCAAGCUCAAUUAGAGGUCGACAGCCAUCGGCAAGAUCUCAGCAGAGCCCGGCUAGUAGUCAGCAUAGUCCUGUGCGAGCUCCUCGAAGCCUGCAUUCCAUGGCAAGUCCGCCUAGAGAUUCGUCAAGCUCGACGAGGGAUCUACAACCUGCGGCAAUAUCUCAACAAAGUCCGACCAGCAGCCACAGUACCGUGCGAGCUCAUGUUGUUUCCCCAAGAAGUCAGCGGAGCCCGACUAGGGGUCAACAUAGUCCUGCGCGAGUUCAGCCUUUUCCGCCGAGAACUCAGCAGAGCCCACCCACGAGCCAGCCACGACCACCAGCCAGCCAGCGAGGCAGGAACACAGAUCGGGAUGAGGAGAUUGCGAGGGAAACAGCAGCUGUCUAUGCACGCUCGUUCAGAAAGAGGAAACCGAUUCAGGAACACCCAUAUCUCAUCGAGAAUGCUCAAUACAGCAGUGUCUUCAAAUCUCACGGCCUGCGACCCGUUAGGAUGCCAGUCGAGCAGGAUUCAUCGCGCCGACGGAAAGCUGCUGAAGAAGACUCGCAAGAGCAGGACUUUGAGGCUAGUCAGGAGAGCACAGUCGACGGACCUAACGAAAUGACAGACGAGAGUCAAGCUCAGGGAGUAACAGAACCGCUGCACGAUGAUAUCUUACGGAUGUCUCUGUCACCGUUGUCUUCCCCAUUGCGAACUUCGUCACCCAAACACAGGGGCGGGCCGAGUAGCCAACCGAGCCAAGGCGAGACAGAUAAUACCAGCUUGUCUGAUAACGAGGACCUUCCAUCGAUCGACGAGAUCUUCCGCAAAUCAACGACAACACAGAAGAAAAAGAGGGGGAGACCGGCAGGUGCCCGCAACAGAACGAAGUCUGCGAAAACGGCGGGCCCCAGCACACGUUUGUCUUCGGGCCCGACUUUUCAAACAUACGAUGAAGUCUACGGCGUCCUUUCUUCGUCUCCUUUGCCACCACCGACACCAGUUGUACCGGCCGCCGCAGACGAGCUAAUGACCGAGUCUGCUCCGCCACCAGGAACGAAUUUGGCUCAAGUCCUCUUCGACGACGACGAUGACCCGUUCAAGUCGCCUCCAAGACAGGCGCCUACUGUUGCAAACCAAGAAAGCAUCGAUAUCACUAUGGCGGAUGUAUCUGAUGACGAAGACAACAUUCAACCCGAGUUCGGUGACGUUAUCGCCAUAUCAGAAGAUGAGGCAGCGAACGAUGCCGCCAGUGGCUCGGAAAGCGGAACGGAAGCCAUCAGAAAUGUUGGCCGGAGGAUCCGAGGUGUUCUUCCGGCAUCCUGGCUCCGACUCGAUCAGCAGGCAACUCGUCCGAAGCCUACGCAACAGCAUCACUAUGACCAAUCGCCUGAGAAGACGCAGAGACGCGGGGUUGCUGUACGUCGAAUGGGACGCUCAACAUCCGGCACAGCAGCUUCGUUCCUCUUUGACUAUUCAGAUGACGAAGCCACCUCGCUGCCGAAACCCACUCGCAUUGCCUCCGGCACCGGUUCUGUGGUGCCCUCGCAACGAGCAACCGCACCGGUCAUUGAGAUCGACGACGAAAACUCUUCCGCGAUGGAGGACAAUGAGAUUGAUCACAUGGCGCCUAGCAGGAAACGCCAGAUGACUCUCAACGAAUCAUUUCGACCGGCCAAGAAACAAAAGACCAAGACCUCAACCACCGGCACGCAACCGAAGAAACGUGGAAGGCCUCCCAAGGCCACGAGUCGGUCCACGAAAGAUUCACGUCUUGAUCCUUGGGUCGACCGCCAGAAACCCGUACCUGGCGCGUCCGGUCAUUCUGCUAGAGCAAAAACUCCUCCUCGACUGAGCAUUUUGGAUGUGAUUGAGCCAGACGCACCGCGCUUCCUGAAGGUUGCAGCAAGAACAGCCCAUACCAGGCGCAAUCUCGGGAGAACAAGCCCGACAAACAAGUCAAUUCGUUUAGCAACGAGGAAAGACAACGUUGAUGCUGGUACAAUCUUACAGCGAUGGAAGGGAAGCAAGAUCCAGCCUCGAAAGGGGCUACAACGCAAGAGCAGCCGGCCGAAGCAAGCCGGGCGGCGCCCACUCGCCCCGAUCCCAAGCAACGUUCUUUCGCGGACCCCGUUAGCUUCACCUAAGAGCCGGGCCACCGAUCAGCCUCUGAGAUCUGUCCACGAGAGCACUGAGACUGCGAUACCUUCUCCAAGAGCGCGGCAAGCAUCGCGCCCAUUUUCCAGAUCUCAUUCGACUACUACCCAGCGUGGGCAACCUGUUGAAAGCAGACCCGCCCAGCUGGAGACCGAUCUGGCCGACCAACCGGGCAGAAUUGGCUUCCACGCGAGAAAGCGAGCACUUGAUGCUAUCUUCCAGCGUAGCUGCACGCAGUCGCUGUCGGCGAGGAGUAUACACCUUGAUUCUGUCAUUGACGAUGCAUGCUCUGUUGCUUCAGAACAAAGUCUAGCUCCCAGGGUGAUUCCUGAACUGCCUGAAGCGGAGACACGCCGUCCCAAGCGGUCGAGGAAAUCGGUCCAGCCUAUCCGAGUCGAUCUCGCUGCAGCUCACUUUCGACACGCAGAUGAUCCGCUGCCGACUACAGAAGUGUUCACUCCAGUAGAGACACCAAAGACAACAUUCACCGAUAGUCAACUCCUCGGCCUCGGUCCUUUUGGCACCCAUUACACCCAGCACUUUGAGGUCUUCCCACUCGACCGUGGUGUAUUCUUCCAUGAGACAACCCUCAUCGGUAGUGGUCGGGUUGAGGCUGCGAUCGACGAGCUGUUUCCAGAGAAGCUCUGGCAACCUCGCUCCCGGGUCUCGUUCCACCUGGACGAACGAAUUCUUCGUUGGGAUAUCUGGAACGAGCAAGUGUCGUCUGAAUUUGGUAUUCUGAUGGACGGCAUCCUGGACCAAAUCUUCAAACCAGCCUCCGUGGCAGAUUCUGAGUUCAGCACAACAGAUGCUGCGCGUUUCGUUCUAGAUUAUGUUCAGAAGUCUAUGAGCUUCACAGACGACGCCGGCGCGCACUCCUUCGUCACUCGCCUCACUGACGUGACCCGGGCUUUCAUAUCCCGUCUGGACUCGGGGAUCUAUGUGGGUGCUGAGAAGCGGCUUCAGCUCAUCGAUGUUCUUUCGAAUCUUCUUCUCGUCGUGUCUUCUUCAGUGCGUCUCUGCCAGAAACACGCCCCAUUGAUCUCAGAGGGAUUCACCUUGGAGAACGUUUUGAAGAAGGUUGCUGAAACCCUCGUUCGUAUACUUCUCUCAGCGGGGCUAGAUGAGAUUCAUCAUCUCUACGAGGACCUUCAGUCAUUGAGCUUUCGUGAGCGCGGAAUCCGUCCCGAUAAACGCACUCCCCAUGCAUGGGUACUUCUCAUAAGGGUUUUGGAAAGCCUUCGGAUCCCGAGGAUGAACUUCUGGGACGUAACGCAUUCCCAGCUCAUUCAGCCCAACGUUACUCAAGGAUCUGAUGCCCAGGAGUUUGAGCGGGCUUGGAAGGACAUGUUUACUCUCUUGCCCUUAUGCGAGUUCGACAAUUUGGGCGUCCUUGUUCCCGGCAAAAGACACCAGACACCUGUGGAGGGCUGGAACCUGCCUCAACAAGUAAUGAAACGCGUCUUCCAACUGUACCGCGCCAAUCCUCGCCAGCCGCCAAGCUUCAAUGACUAUUGCCGGUCGCUGGUGUCCAGAUGUCACUACCUCGUUGAUCAAUGGGGUUGGCAGAAGUGCAGCGGCGUCGUUGGCACCAUCUUCGACUUCUUUGGUUCUCAAAACCUGUCGCACUUGCGAAAUGAAGAGGCAUUCCGCUCGGCCCGGUUCCUAGACAGCCUUCACCAGAACCCGUCCUUGAAGGUUGAAGCAGAGGAUCGAUGCUUCCAUAUCUUCCUCAAACUGGUUGCCUUGGUCAUCAAGAAUCUGAGGAAAAAGGGCCUGGUCAAGGACAUUCGGAACUUGGUAGCACGCACCCUUCCUAAUCACGACCGGCAAUAUUCAAAGGAACAGGAUGUUCACGCACAUGAUCUGGCUGCCUUGAGAAAUCAUCAUGAUCUUCUGUGCACCCUAUUCUGGGCCUCACCCCCUGAUCUUCGGCCCGGUAUCCAUAACCUGGAAAAGCUCGUGAUUCCUGCUAGUUCUCACAAAGAGGCCUGCCUGAUCAACUUGCGGGCUUGGAACCAGCUGGCGCGAUUCGUCGUGCACGAGGAAUCUCCUGAGGCCUUCCACCCACUCGCCAAGUGGCAAGCCAAUGUUUUCAAACAACUGCUUGAUUCAUACAACUCUGCAGCGUCGGACAUGCAGCAGCAGUUCCUUGCAAUGCCGAAGGAGACCACCAGCAGAAUCAGCGAAGGAUUGAUGAACUCGAUCAUAGCCAAGAACAAGGCCGCCACUAUGGAAAUCAUGCUCUUUUCCGUCAAGUCAUCUAUGGAUGUGGUACAGCACGCGGCCAGUCUCGAGCUCGCUAGACUUGCUUCAAGUCCCGUGCAACUGCAACAUGUCUUCCAGCACUUUUCAGCACUGCCGGCGGAAUUCCCAUCUGGGCUUCUGCAAGCUUCAUUGACAACACUUGAACGGUUGCUGGUGCGGAUUGAAGCUGCUUUUAACGAAGGUAGCGACAGUCAAGAUAGCAUGGCAUGCUCUGAAUCCGAAGAGGCGAUCAUGAUGCUCGAGCGCGAGCUUGCCGCCGUAUUUUUCUCGAUGGCUCGCUGCAUCUUGUCCAGUCAAAAUGCGAGGAAUAAGCCGAGCGUCAAAGCCGUGUCAAGUGCCUGUGUUGAGCAGGCUGUUGUCGUAUCUGGCAUUAUGACGAGUCUUUUCGUUCGCUGUGUCAUGAUACAACCUUCUCAUUCCUUCAAACGAGGCAAAUUUGGUGUAUUUGAGAACCUACCAAACAAGCUCAGCUUGGAACAACGACUCUAUCUUCCUCUGUUUCUCUCGACCGUCGCACAGAGAGGAGCAGAGAUCCAGCUGGCUGAUAUCGGGAUAGACACUCUACAGCUGUGGUUAAUCAUUAUUGUCCAACCAAACCAUUGUCUGAGGUUCGAGAACCGCUUUGGCCAACAACUACAACGCGAGGGUUGCCCUUUCGUUCCUGACAAGGCUGUUGGGUUCGUUGUCAAUCCAGGUUACCUGUCUAAUCGCGACUUCUUUGAAUACGCGAUGAAAUGGAUGCGACAAUCACUGCAGACAACGAAUGCAGGGGACAAGAAGAAAUUCCUUGCCGAUUACUCCAAGGCAUUGGACAAUGUCAUGCAACAGAUGCGAAGCGACCUUGAGAUUACCUCUACCGAGUCAACAACAGAGCACCCCAACUACGUCAGAUUUGUCCGCAACAUCAUAUCCUUGAUCACAACUUAUGGUGCAGAUAUUUGUAAGGUGCCUUCCUUCUUCAGAGAAGUGAGCAAGACGUACUCUCCGCCUACCGAAGAUCCCGAACUGCAAGUCGCGAGGAUCCUGUCUUACGGACUGAAGCUUGCAGAGGGAAAUUCUGGGGUUGCCAGCAGUUUGUUCUACCUUUUGCUGAACAACUUCAAGAAAGCACUGCAACUUGGCCGACUACCGCAAGAGGUCUCUCUGCUGAAGACGGCUAUGAAAAGCGAUGCCGUUGUGGCCUUCACCCUCAGGAUGCUUUCCGCAGUGUUGCACGCUACGAAAACCAGUCCCGAGGCUUACGCGUUGCUUGACGUGUUCUGCGACGCUCUAGGACUCGUGUGGAGCGGUGCGGUCAUAACUCGUCAAACAACGGGCAACACUCUGACGUCUCUCUCUGUUCUCAUCACAUCUAUACUGGAUUGGGCGACGAGCGUGGGAGGUACGCCCCUAUGCGCAGAACACGUUCACGUUUUCAGGAAGGUCAUCUGGCUCAUCAACACACUUCAACCCACCGUCGAAUCCUUCUCCUUGGUAACUGAGGGUAUGGGGUGGUGGGACGACGUCAUGGACCGACUUGACCGGUUCAGCCUGCUCGUGGAAGGAGCACAGGACUACCUCAGCGAUGCAAUGGAUGAUUCUCCGACAACAACAAUUUCUCCAUCGGCGCUGUUUCGCCGCAUCAGAGGGUUCGGCAGCAUCAAGAUUCAAGACGCUAUGGUUCUUGAGUGGUCUCGGGUUAUCGUGGACGACGUGCAGAGAAAUUGGGUGGUCAAAGGCCCCGUGUGGACGGUUCCAGGUAGCACCUGCGAUCACUCCUCAACGCAGCCCACACACGGAACUAUCAAACUCAACUGGGAUAUGCAAGAGCUUGUGGACAGCUUGCAUGAUCAACUUCAAAUUUGGACUGAUUGGUGGAGGAGGGGAAAGAAGGAGAAUGAGCGGCAAGGAUUUGACUUUGAAGGUUAUAUGAUAUUCUGA